This is a messenger RNA of Lolium perenne, 2420 nucleotides long. RefSeq names its product disease resistance protein RGA5-like. Gene Ontology annotation, molecular function: ADP binding. NCBI's taxonomy places the organism in Eukaryota, Viridiplantae, Streptophyta, Magnoliopsida, Poales, Poaceae. The record is from RefSeq and is a predicted model, not a curated record. Gene Ontology annotation, biological process: defense response to other organism.
CUUGGCCGUCACGAUUUUCACAGUUUCGGGUAGUGGAUAUAUGGGACGAAAAACUAUGGAGACUUAUAAACCGGGCAUUCUCUAGCAGUAACAAUUUCAGCAGUCGCAUAAUCACCACAACUCGUAUUGUCAGUGUAUCUAAAUUAUGCAGCUCAUCUCCUGAUGAUUCAGUUUAUCAAAUGGAACCUCUUAGUGAUGAUGAUUCCCAAAGGCUCUUCUAUAAGAGGAUAUUUUCUCGUGAGAGUGGAUGUCCCCAUGAAUUAGAAGUAUUGUCCAUGAAUAUUUUGAAGAAAUGCGGUGGAGUGCCAUUAGCCAUCAUCACUGUAGCUAGUCUUUUGGUUAGGGAUCAUCAGGUAAAACCAGAGGAUGAAUGGCAUGUUUUGCUCGAGUCUAUUGGCCGUGGACUUACAGAUGACCCUAGUGUAGAAGAGAUGCUGAGGAUACUAUCGUUUAGCUAUUAUGAUCUACCUUCUCAUCUGAAGACAUGUUUAUUAUAUCUAAGCAUGUUCCCGGAGAAUUACGAGAUUAGAAAAGAUCGCUUGAUAUGGAUGUGGAUUGCCGAAAGUUUUGUCCAAUGUGAAAAAGUAGAAACUUGCCCCUUUGAGAUCGGAGAAUCUUACUUUAAUGAGUUGGUGAAUAGAAAUAUGAUCAUGCCUGUAUAUGGUGAUGACGGCACAUUAGUAGCUUGCAAUGUACAUGAUAUGGUUCUAGAUCUAAUUUCUUCCUUGUCAAGCGAGGACAACUUUGUUACUAUAUUGAAUUAUAGUUGUGAUAGCAUGUCUUAUCAGAGCAACGACCGCAGGCUGUCUCUGCAGAAUGCUAGGAAAGGAGAACUUCAAACUAGGCCUCUCGAAUCUGUGAGUAUGUUACAGGUGAGGUCGAUUGCUACAUUUCAACAUGCUAUUGGUCUAAUGCCAUCUUUCUCGAGCUUGGUUGUUUUACGUGUAUUGGAUCUGAAUGGAUGUAAUAUUAGUGGUCAUAAUCAUCUGAAUCUUCGGGACUUGGGGACUUUAUUGCACCUCAAGUACCUUGGUCUGGCCCAAACCGGAAUUUCCGAAGUCCCAGAGGAAGUUGGAAAGUUGCAGUUUUUGCAGGUGCUUGAUGUGAGUAGAAAUGAUGAUAUGGAACUGCCAUCGACUAUUAUUAAGCUGAGAAGAUUGAUGUGCCUACUCAUUGAUUAUGACCACAAGAGGCUUCCAGAUGGACUGGGAAACCUGACAUCAAUGGAAGUGUUGAGUGAGAUCCAUGGCGACUCUCUAAGCACCGUGAAAGAGCUGGGCAACAUGGAAAGGUUGAGGAAGCUUGAAAUUCGGUUUUAUAAUAAUCUGAGCUUGGAGUUGAGGAAUGCUCUUGUGAAGUCGCUAGGUAAAAUGCCCAACAUCCAGAGUUUAAGAAUUGAAUACAGAGCUCAUGUUUUUGAACCAAUGAUUCUUUUGGAGGAACGUUGGGUGCCCCCUCGAAGUCUCCGGGAAUUUGUCACAACCGGAAUGAUCAAAUUCUCUAGACUGCCAGCUUGGAUAAAGCGGAAUCCCUUGCAUAUGUUGCAGCUCUCCAAGUUACAAAUCACUGUAGAGGAAGUGCGACAGGAGGAUCUUGACAACCUUGGAAGGUUACCGGCUCUUCGUAUUCUUGACUUGUGGAGCCUCCGCCAAAGUUGGCUGCUACUCGUUGGCGCGGAUGGGUUCCGUUGCCUGACAUCAUUCAAGCUGCAAUCCUGGUCAUCACCGGGCCAAGUCGUGUUCAUGCCAGGGGCCAUGCCCAAGGCUGAACGAGUUGUGCUCCGAAUCAGUUUGCAGGUCGCAAAAGAGGAAGCAGCUGGCAACGGUGGUGAUCGGUUUGACCUGGGCAUGAGCAACCUGCCGUCCCUGCGGAAGGUCGAUGCCAAAUUCUUUCGCUCGGGAGUGACGGUCGGGGAGGCCAGGCAAGCGGAGGCUGCCCUGGAGAACGCACUCCGUGCCCAUCCUAACCGUCCCACCUUUGGCAUCGACUUCGUUCCUGACAUACCACAAGACGCUGGUGACGACGACGUCUGCUCUGAGUACGAUGUGUCCGACUGAGGGACCUUCAGGCUGUCAUUGUUUAAUGGAGAUGCACGUCUGCAGACCAGACCAGACCAGACCAUCCAUCAGAACGUGUUAUUACUCGCUGAGCUUGUUUCUUGGCUUAGAUAAAAAAAAGCGGAAAAUGCAUUAAAAAAUAUCUUUGGUAGUUCCAUUUAUAUGUGAUUCUUAGUUCCUCGCUCAGUAUCACUCCUCUAUUUUUUUAAAGGCUACCAUGCUCUUUUAUUUUGUUUAAUUACUAGUGAUUAUUUCCCAAAAAAGGUAAAAAUAUUUUUACUUGAUUUUGUAGCAUGUACUCAUAUGUUGUCUCAAGAAAAAAAAAACCCCAAAAAAUAUAGAUGUUAGCUGUACUUUAUGGUA